Adineta steineri is the source of this 468-nucleotide messenger RNA. NCBI's taxonomy places the organism in Eukaryota, Metazoa, Rotifera, Eurotatoria, Adinetida, Adinetidae. The record is from the annotation of a GenBank genome assembly.
AUGAAUAUUACUACAUCUUCUCCUUCGUCUUCUUCCAUUGAUUCAUCAUCAGUAGUUGUAAAAGAAGAGAAAGAAGAGGAAGAAUCAAAAAGAAUAAUAAAUGAUCAAAAAUCUUCAACAUGUGAAUUAAUCAAAGAUCAAGUAUUUGAAGUUGGACCACGUUAUACUGAUUUAAAAUAUAUUGGUGAAGGUGCAUAUGGAAUGGUUGUAUCAGGUAGUGAUAAUCGAACAAAUCAACGUGUCGCAAUUAAAAAAUUAUCUCCAUUUGAACAUCAAUGUUUUUGUCAACGAACAUUACGUGAAAUAAAAAUUUUAGCAAGAUUAAAACAUGAAAAUAUUAUUAAUAUACAAGAUAUUAUACGUUCUAGUGUUUUUGAACAAAUGAAAGAUAUUUAUUUAGUACAACAAUUAAUGGAAUGUGAUAUGUAUAAAUUAAUAAAACAUCAAAAACUAAGUAAAAAAAAUUAA